Molecule: messenger RNA, 2814 nt
Organism: Andrographis paniculata
Lineage: Eukaryota; Viridiplantae; Streptophyta; Magnoliopsida; Lamiales; Acanthaceae
Product: mitotic spindle checkpoint protein MAD1
Exons: 17
Coding region: 134-2311 (725 amino acids)
Biological process (GO): attachment of mitotic spindle microtubules to kinetochore; mitotic spindle assembly checkpoint signaling
Cellular component (GO): mitotic spindle; kinetochore; nuclear envelope
Source: RefSeq, a predicted model, not a curated record
ACUGUGAAAGUAGAGAAGGCUAUUUAUUAGUUUGGCGCGUCCCUUUUCAAAAAACGUCUCUCCGUACAGAUGGAACCCUAGCUUUCCAAAAUUUCCACUCUCGCGAUCGAUUUGGAAAAGAGAGAGCUUCAAAAUGAUCCUCAGGACGCCACCAGCUAAGAAGAGAAUGGCGGAGUCGCUGCCGUUGGACGAGCGCAGCAACGCACGGAGCUCAGGCUCCGACAAGCAGCUAGUGGUUUUCGAGGAUUUGCCGGUGGCGGAAUGUUCUCACGAUCAUUCAGGACCGAUUGCCUCUGACCAGAUGCUGUGUACAUAUCAAUGCCGUCAGAUGGUAAAAUCAGAGUUUUUCGAUGCCCUAAGCAGUGCAGAAAAGCAAGCACAAGAAUAUCAAUCCAAAUUUGAAGCAAUCAGCGAGGACUUCUCAAAAUCUGAAGUUGAGAAAAAGAAAUUUCGAGAUAAAUUUUUCAAUGUGGAGCAAGAGCUGGCUGCUGCUAAAGGACGUGAACACAUGUUACAAGAACAACUUAAGAAGGAGGUUGACUUCUCUCAAGAACAUCUUAGGAAGCAAAUACAAUCCUAUAGUGAACUUGAGGUAAAGCUCCGAAAUGAGAUGGAUCUUCGGAAAAAAGCUGAGUCAUCAGUUGCUGAGGCUGAAGAAAAAGCAAACCUUUUAGAGGAAAAGCUAAGAAAAAUAUCAGAAAGUGUAGAUAAGGAAAAAAAUCAUCUUCAAAGUGAAUUUGCUCAACUGAAAAGUGAAUCAAAGCUGUCAGUUUCUCGAAUAAGUGCUGAACUUGAGAGAAUGGAAUGCAGAGCCAAAAAUGCAGAGAAAGAGUCAGCACUACUGAAUGCGCAGCUGGAAGAAAUGAAAAAACGAUUGGAUGCGUGCAUACAGGAGAAAUUUGAGGCAGAGAGAAAGUUACCAAUCAACUCUCUUGAAACUCCUAAGGACACUGAUGUGUUGCUGAAGCAUCUACAAGAAGAACUGAGGAACUAUGAAGCCGAAGUUUGUGAAGCAAGAAAAAUAAAAGCUUCUCAUGAAGAUGUCAAGCUGUUGAAAGAAAAACUACAUGAAGAAAAGAGCUGCAGGGAGAGGGCUGAGUUGGAUCUAUUGAAACUAUAUGAUCUACAGUCACAUAUGAAAAGGUUGGAGAAUGAGUUGUCUACAUGGAAAUCAUUGACUAAGGAAAUUCCUGGUGUUGCAACUGCUGAUGAUGUACCUUCCAAAUUUGCGGCUUUGCAAAAAGACGUAGUUGAUAACAUGUUGAGAGUGGGUGAGGCCCAGGCACAGAUGAAAGAAAUUCAAGUGGCUCUUGAUGCUGCAAUGCUUGAUAAACAAAAUGCAGAAUCUGAGGCUGUAAUGGCAAAAGAAAAGGCAGAGUCUUGUAAAAUUGAAAUUAAAAGGCUGGAAUCUAUGCUCAGCAUGACUACAGAGGAAAGAGACCACUUAAAAAAUCUAGUCAGGGAGUUGAAAGAUCACCCACAUCAUGAAGUUGGAACUGAAUUAGCUAGUGACACUAUUGCUCAGGAGCUUGAAGCAUUUACUGCCAAAAAGGAAAACUAUAUCAGGGAACUAGAGAACAGUCUAAAAGAAGCUAGAGAAACUAAUAGCCGUCAGCAAAGUGAGAUAAAGUUGCUAAAUGAAAGGUUAACGAAUGAAGCAAGAAGAAUAAAAAUGUUGGAACGAGAGGACGAUCGCCUCCGUGCUGACAUUGCAUUGUUGGAGUCUAAGCUGGGGCAUGGAGAUUUUUCUUCUGCUAAUACUAAGGUUUUGCGAAUGGUUAACACCCUGGCUGUUGACAGUGAGGCAAAACAAACAAUAGAAGCUCUGCAAGAUGAGCUGCAGAAAACAAAGGAAAAGUUGCAAGCGGUGGAGGAGCUCAAGAAGCAGUCAUCUGAUGCUGGCACAAAUGUUGACUCCUACAUUGCUGGAAAGAUUAAGCAGCUGAAAGAGCAAAUUGCUACACUUGAAAAGCGAGAGGAGAGAUACAAGACAGUUUUCGCAGAAAGAAUCACUGUUUUCCGGAGGGCAUGCUGUGAACUUUUUGGUUAUAAGAUAGUGAUGGACGACCACCACCGGGCUGAUGGAAUACCAGUCACAAGAUUCACUCUCCAUUCUAUUUAUGCACUCAGUGAUGACGAGAAGCUUCAGUUUGAAUAUGAAUCUGGGAACACAAACAUUGUGGUGAAUGAAUAUGCUUCUCACCCUGAGAUUUCAAGACAGGUUGAUAUAUUUAUCCGCAAGAUGAAUUCAAUUCCUGCCUUCACAGCAAAUCUUACAGUUGAAUCUUUCAAUAGACGCACCCUUUCAUAAAGUCUGCUCUUUUUGCUCCUCAUCUACGGCAGUUUGUUUCUUCUUCUGUAAUUCUAAACUCACUUCAGUUUGUUACUAUUAUAUAUAGACUUUUGUGGCCAGGUCCACUCAUAGUCUAUAUAUCCUGCUGUUUUUGCGACAAUUGACAAUCCUGUAGUAUGGUUUGUUUUCAGCCGAAAUGGUUUUGUCCAUCGCCCUUGUAAAUAUGUUUUUGUGUGUAACUAUACUGUAUAAGCUAGUAAUGCAAAUGUAGCUGUGCAUCAUUACUGGGGGGUAGUGGGUACAUCACUGCUGAGGAGGGCACCCCAACCCCAACCAGCAUUGGGGAACGCAAGAGAACAUUGAAGGAUGUCGUGAUGUGCUAUAUUCCUGGUGCACGGUUAAGAGAUCUUGGUUGGCACUAAUGGCUUUCUCCAGGUUGGUAAAGGUGGCGACUAUUGUAUGGUUUUAUUAUUCUAUCCGAAUGUGAUGGUUUUGCACAGAGAGAAAAUGAUUGUGCUCAA